UGGAGGCGGGCUGUAACCUCCCAGGCUCCUCCUCUGCCGGAUGCUUUUGAACCUCCCGGAAAGACCCUAGUGACACCCGCGGCGCUUGCAGGGUUCAUGGCAGCCUCCGGGAAGCUCAGCGCUCUUCGUCUCCCGCCGUUGCCCACCAUUCGAGAAAUCAUUAAGUUGUUCAGACUGCAAGCAGUGAAGCAGCUGUCCCAGAAUUUUCUCCUGGACUUGAGGCUGACAGAUAAAAUUGUAAGGAAAGCUGGAAAUCUGACAAAUGCCUAUGUUUAUGAAGUGGGCCCUGGGCCGGGAGGAAUCACAAGAUCCAUUCUCAAUGCCAAUGUUGCAGAACUGCUGGUUGUUGAAAAGGACACUCGGUUUAUUCCUGGGUUACAGGAAUCAUGGACAGUGCUCAGGGUGGACACAAAGGUAGAAGUAUUCAGCAAUCUGUGUACAUUGCUCUGGAGUCUCCCCUCUGACUUCUGUGAUGCCUUGUAUUCUUCCUCACCUGGAAAACUGAAAAUUGUUCAUGGAGAUGUGUUGACAUUUAAGGUGGAAAAAUCUUUUCCAGGAAGUCUUAAAAGACCUUGGGAGGAUGAUCCUCCAAAUGUACACAUUAUUGGAAAUCUGCCUUUCAGUGUGUCAACUCCACUGAUUAUCAAAUGGCUUGAAAACAUUUCUAAUAGAAAUGGACCUUUUGUUUAUGGCAGAACUCAGAUGACUUUGACUUUUCAAAAGGAAGUGGCUGAGAGACUUGUAGCCACUACAGGAAGCAAGCAGCGCAGUCGCCUUUCUAUUAUGGCUCAAUACCUCUGCAGUGUCAAGCACAUCUUUACCAUUCCAGGUCAAGCUUUUAUCCCCAAACCAGAGGUGGACGUGGGAGUGGUGCACUUUGUGCCUCUGGUUCAGCCCAAGAUAGAGCAGCCAUUCAAGCUGGUGGAAAAAGUCGUUCAGAACGCAUUUCAAUUCCGAAGGAAAUAUUGCCACCGAGGGCUGAGCAUGUUAUUCCCCGAAGCACAGCGCCUGGAAAGCACGGGGAAGCUGUUACGGUUGGCAGACAUAGAUCCCACUCUUCGGCCCACCCAGCUCUCCAUUUUGCACUUUAGGAGCCUCUGUGACGUAUACAGAAAAAUGUGUGAUGAAGACCCACAGCUUUUUGGCUAUAACUUCAGAGAAGAGCUGAAGCACAAAAAAGACAAACCACUGGAAAGAGAGGAGGAAGAGAGCUGUGGACUCUAGAUGCCGCGUUAGGGGCUCUCUGCUGGACAGGUUGAUGCCACAGUGUGGAGCUGCUUCUGUGUGUGCAUAUCUUUGCAGAAUGACAAGAAAAUACCAAUGACCAGGUGACUUAUGUUCCUUUUACUGUACAGCUUGGUAGAGAAAAUAAAUAUCAAAUAAGAUACAGUACAAGCUUUUAAUAUAUAUACUACAUAGAUAUGACAUGUUUAGUAUAAACAGCCUCUAUUACAACCCUACAAAAAUGAACUACCUGCAUAUUGUACCCCAACCCACAUUAAAAUAAUUUAAAUAUACUUUAAAUAAAGCAAAAACAGCUCAAAGAAAAUGCCCAGAGGAUUAAAAAAAAAAAAAAAAAAAAAAAUGAUCCUUUUGAAAGCUGUUAAUCACAACCUCCCCAUCCUUUUCUCCACAUAACUUACAAUCAGAAUGCAGUUUUCAGGAUUCUAAAUCAUUUUGAUACCUGCUCAAAAGGGAUAUAAACUAAGUCAUGUACAGAUUCUGACAAGUUUAAUCUAGUUUCCUGAUCCACAAUAAAUUAAAAUAACUUAAA
This is a messenger RNA of Chinchilla lanigera (long-tailed chinchilla), 1774 nucleotides long. RefSeq names its product transcription factor B1, mitochondrial (gene Tfb1m). Gene Ontology annotation, biological process: transcription initiation at mitochondrial promoter; rRNA methylation. The record is from RefSeq and is a predicted model, not a curated record. The transcript is spliced from 8 exons. The coding region runs from base 97 to 1224 and encodes 375 amino acids. NCBI's taxonomy places the organism in Eukaryota, Metazoa, Chordata, Mammalia, Rodentia, Chinchillidae. Gene Ontology annotation, molecular function: mitochondrial transcription factor activity; rRNA (adenine-N6,N6-)-dimethyltransferase activity. Gene Ontology annotation, cellular component: mitochondrial matrix.